GUUUGUGCCUUGACUGAUUGAGAGCAUUUCAUCGUUAGCUUGUAGUUCGACAAUGCAGCAAAGAGAGGAGAAGCAGUUAGAAGCGUCGGUGGAGUCUCUCAUUUCUCGGGUGGCUCACGUCAAAAACGCUCUUCACAGUUUCAUUUAUAAGCUGGAAAAUGAAUACGAGAGGUUAACAUGGCCGUCUGUGUUGGACAACUUUGCUCUGCUAUCUGGUCAGCUGAACACUAUCAAUAAGCUUCUCAAGAAUGAGAAGACGCCAUCCUUUCGCAACCAGGUUAUAAUACCUCUGCUUCUGUCACCGGACAGAGAUGAAGAUUUAGCAAAACUCACAGAGCAGCGUGUUCCAGUGUUCAGCCAUGAGAUUGUACCAGACUACCUGCGGACCAAGCCUGAUCCAGAGGUGGAGGAACAGGAGAAACAGCUGAGUGCAGACGCUGCACGUAUUGGCCCUGAGGUGGCACAGAAACAAAUCCAGGCGUUGAACAAGCUGUGUUCCAAUCUACUGGAGAAGCUGAACAAUCCUCGUGAUGACAGAGAUGCGGAAAGUGCAACAAUGAGACAAAACAAAUCCUCUUUCAACCCUGCGGACACUAAUGCAUUGGUUGGAGCGGUUGCGUUUGGAAAGGGGCUUUCCAAAUGCAGGCCUCCAGGUCCAGUUGCUCCUGGACACCCAGGACAAGGGCCCAUGAUGAGCGGAGGUCCAACCUUACAGCAGGUCACCAUUGGUGGUGGUGGCAGUCAGCAAGCAGGUAUGGGUGGACCUGUGGCUCCACAGCAGCAAGGACAGCCAGGUAGGAGACCUGGAGAGCUGGGAAAAAUGCCAAGUAGCAUCAAGACAAACAUCAAAUCUGCAUCUGGUUCAAUGCAUCCCUACAACCGAUGAGCCCCUUCCUUCCCAUUUCUUUAACCUGCAUUUUUUACAUUUAAGACCCUCCUCUGGCAAUGAAUAUUUACAGUACAUACAUGUCACCUUUGUAUGCUGUUCUUUUCAUGGAAUGCACCAACUUCUAAGAAGUUGUUACUCUGCUCUCUCUAAAGCUGUUUCUGUGACAUACAGUUCGCUCUGAGAAAUUUCUCAAAGGUAAAAUUUUCCCCUUAGUGACUGUCAUAGAGUCUAUUUUAUACCUCCAUUAUUUGAUACUGAGCCACAGUGUUUGAGCCACUAGAUGGCAGUAUGUCAUCAUUUAUUUGAUCACAAUGGCUUGUAUUUGGAACUGUACUCAUGACACUUUUUUAAUAAAAGACGUGUUAAAAAGA
Messenger RNA from Seriola dumerili (greater amberjack), 1260 nucleotides. It is a transcript of the gene med8, whose product is annotated as mediator complex subunit 8. NCBI's taxonomy places the organism in Eukaryota, Metazoa, Chordata, Actinopteri, Carangiformes, Carangidae. The record is from RefSeq and is a predicted model, not a curated record. Gene Ontology annotation, biological process: regulation of transcription by RNA polymerase II. Gene Ontology annotation, molecular function: RNA polymerase II cis-regulatory region sequence-specific DNA binding; transcription coregulator activity. The coding region runs from base 53 to 886 and encodes 277 amino acids. Gene Ontology annotation, cellular component: core mediator complex; mediator complex. The transcript has 7 exons.